Emiliania huxleyi CCMP1516 is the source of this 1470-nucleotide messenger RNA. RefSeq lists its product as hypothetical. The transcript has 2 exons. NCBI's taxonomy places the organism in Eukaryota, Haptophyta, Isochrysidales, Noelaerhabdaceae. The annotation marks the transcript as partial. The record is from RefSeq and is a predicted model, not a curated record.
AUGCCCCGAACCACACCACAACCCCUCCUUGCUCUAGCCGCCGCGCUGCUCUCCGUGGCGUCGGCCCAGACGCCGUCGGCCGGCGUGCCCUCUGACGUCAAGCACAUCCGGUGCGAGACGUGCGAGUCUCUCGUGAGCGCGGCGCAUCGCCGCUUCGCCGAGCUCCGCAAGGGCUCAAAGAAGGCCCUGUCCGAGGAGGACGCCAUGUCGGUCGUCGAGACCGUGUGCGACCCCGAGGCGGACGGCGGAGCGUGGCUCCGGUCGCUCGAUCUCCAGGAGCAGGGCCGCCGGCUCCGGCUCGUCAAGCAGGCGGAGGACGGCCCGUGCGGCGUCGAGUGCGCGACCCUGCGGCUGGCCUGCCAGGCGCUGAUGGAGGAGGGCUGGGAGAACGAACUCGGCGAGGCUCUCUACGGCGCGGUCGACGCGGACGAGCUCGCAGAGAGCGCCUGCCGGGAGUGGUCGUCGGCCUGCCGCAAGCCGGCGCCAAAGCUCGACCCUGCGAGGCCGGCCGGGCCGCCCUUCCGCGCCUACACGCAGGAGGAGCGGGCGGCCCGGCUGGGCGGGCCGCCUCCGGCGGGCCUCCUCACCGCCGCCGCCCUGGCCGGCCGGCUCGGCCUGCCUCCGCCGCCCGCCUCCGAAGCCGACCCGGCCCUCGACGGCCUCGACGGCUUUGACGACGGCGGCGGGGAGACGUCCGGAAGAGGGUCUGCCCUCUUCUCGCUCGACCGCUCCGAGGCAUUCCGGCCGGUCGCCGGCUGUUUGCCGCCCUGGUGCGCGCUGGUCGUCGGCGCCGUCGGCGGCGCCGUCGGCGGCGACGCGGCCGCGGCUCGGGGCCACGUCUCUGUGAGCGGCGCCGCCCCGUGGCACGACGACCAGGCGGUGGAGGCGGCGGCGCUGCUCUACGCCUCGCACGGCGGCGCCGGCGUGCUCCGCUUCUGGCGCGCGUGGGCGGCCGCCCCGCGCUGCGCCAGCCGGCCCGCCGCGCCGUGCGUGAUGAGCGUGCUCCGACGGAUCGAGCUGCCGCCGCUCGAGCUGGCCGCCCUCUCCGCCGCGCUGGCGGCACGCACCGAGGCGCCGAUGGUGGAGGCGUGGGCGCAGCACGCCGCGGCGGCGAUGGGCCGAGACGAAGGGCGCGGCGCAGUCGUCGCGGCGGCGUGCAACGAGACGCACGCCUCCAUCCGGGCGGCGGUCGCGGCGGCGACAACGGGCGCGUGCGCAGGCGACGCCGCCGAGGUGGUGGACCACGCGCUCCCCUCGGCCGGAGAGGGCGCCGGCUCUCCGCGGCUGGUGGCCUACGUUGACCCGCAUUCGCCCGGGCUCGCCAAGGCGAUCGAGCGGCUGCUGGAAGCGGCGGCGGGCCGGAGUGCCGCAAACCGCAAUGCGGCAUUGUGCGACUACCGCAUCGUGCCGCAGCUGCACCGCUUCUCCUCGGACAUCAUCGUGAACUCGGUGGUCCGCUGCGAGGACGCG